CCUAUGGAGCCAGGUGCCUGGGGGAACAGGACAACUGUCACUGAGUUCAUCCUUCUUGGCCUCACAGAAAACAUAAGACUGCAAACCAUCCUUUUUGUCGUCUUCCUCUUUGCCUACCUGGUCACCGUCGGAGGCAACCUUAGCAUCCUGGCUGCCAUCUUUGUGGAGCCCAAACUCCACUCACCCAUGUACUACUUCCUGGGGAAUCUGUCUCUGCUGGAAAUCGGAUGUGUCACUGUCACUGUCCCUCCAAUGCUAGCAUGUCUCCUGGCCCACCAGUGCAGAGUCCCCUAUGCUGCCUGCAUUUCACAGCUCUUCUUUUUCCAUCUCCUGGCUGGUGUGGACUGUCACCUCCUGACGGCCAUGGCCUACGACCGCUACCUGGCCAUCUGCCAGCCCCUCACCUACAGCACCCUCAUGAGCCAGGAAGUCCAGGGAGCCCUGGUGGCCAUUUGCUGCACCGUCUCUUUUAUCAAUGCUCUCACUCACACAGUGGCUGUAUCUGUGCUUGACUUCUGUGGCCCUAAUGUGGUCAACCACUUCUACUGCGACCUCCCACCCCUUUUCCAGCUCUCCUGCUCCAGCAUCCACCUCAGGCAGCUGCUUUUUGUGGGGGCCACGUUCAUGGGGGUGUCCCCCAUGAUCCUCAUCUCAGUGUCCUAUGCCCAUGUCACAGCUGCAGUGCUACGAAUCCGUUCAGCAGAGGGGAGGAAGAAGGCCUUCUCCACGUGUGGCUCCCACCUCACUGUGGUCUGUAUCUUUUAUGGAACUGGCUUCUUCAGUUACAUGCAUCUGGGCUCCGUGUCAGCGUCAGAUAAGGACAAGGGGAUUGGGAUCCUCAAUACUAUCCUUAGCCCCAUGCUGAACCCAGUCAUCUACAGCCUCCGGAACCCUGAUGUGCAGGGGGCCCUGAAACGGGUGCUGAUGGGGAAGCGGCCACCUGAAUGA
This is a messenger RNA of Ailuropoda melanoleuca (giant panda), 948 nucleotides long. Its product is annotated as olfactory receptor 139-like. Gene Ontology annotation, molecular function: olfactory receptor activity; G protein-coupled receptor activity. NCBI's taxonomy places the organism in Eukaryota, Metazoa, Chordata, Mammalia, Carnivora, Ursidae. Gene Ontology annotation, cellular component: membrane. The record is from RefSeq and is a predicted model, not a curated record. Gene Ontology annotation, biological process: G protein-coupled receptor signaling pathway.